Macrosiphum euphorbiae (potato aphid) is the source of this 282-nucleotide messenger RNA. The record is from the annotation of a GenBank genome assembly. NCBI's taxonomy places the organism in Eukaryota, Metazoa, Arthropoda, Insecta, Hemiptera, Aphididae.
AUGACCAUGGAUAUUUUCCAGGGGGCGGGAAAGUGUUGGUAUCUGAAGCAGGUGUUCAACAUUUUUGUAAAAACCAGCAAAGUCUUGUCUGAAAAGUGUCGGAGAGCCGUGUUGGGUAUACCGUCUGGAUCGAGUGCUUUGUUCCGUGGUAGACGCUUGAUAAUGAGCUUCACUUCUCCUGGCGAUACUGGUUGGAUUCGGGACUUAGCUACCGAAUGUAGAGUUUGUAUUGAGCCAGUGACCAGCUCGUUUGUGGAUGGAGUUCCUUCAGAACAUAUAUGA